Molecule: messenger RNA, 2783 nt
Organism: Panicum hallii
Lineage: Eukaryota; Viridiplantae; Streptophyta; Magnoliopsida; Poales; Poaceae
Product: probable cadmium/zinc-transporting ATPase HMA1, chloroplastic
Exons: 13
Coding region: 101-2584 (827 amino acids)
Biological process (GO): monoatomic cation transport
Cellular component (GO): membrane
Molecular function (GO): ATPase-coupled monoatomic cation transmembrane transporter activity; ATP hydrolysis activity; ATP binding
Source: RefSeq, a predicted model, not a curated record
UCAGGGCUCACCACCACCAGCGUCAACCGCCUCGCCGAAGCGAUCUCACCCCCAUCUCCGCCUUCCCUCCCGCCCCGCCCCCCACCAGCCGCCGCUCGCGAUGCAAUUCCUGAACGCCUCCGCCUCAGUCUCCUCGCCGGUCCAGCCGUCCGCGCACCUGCUCCGCCUCUCGCGGCCCCCGCCCUUCCCGCACCUCCGCCGCCGCUGCUCCCCGCCCAAACCCCUCGCCCUCACCCGCCGGCCGCCGCUCCCCCUCGCCUCGCGCCAGUCCCUGCUCUUUACCUCCCGCGCGCACGGCGGUCACGGCCACGGCCACGGCCAUAACCACCAUCACCAUCAUCACCACCACCACGGCCAUGACCACCACCACCACGGCCACGGCCACCACGGGGUCGACGUGCACGGGGGAGGCGGGGGCGCGGCGGUCAUGCGGGUGGCGCGGGCGAUCGGGUGGGCCGACGUCGCCGACGCGCUGCGGGAGCACCUUCAGGUCUGCUGCAUCUCCCUCGGCCUCCUCCUCGUCGCCGCCGCCUGCCCGCACGUCGCGCUGCUCAACUCCGUCGGGCGCCUGCCGGCCGCGCUCAUCGCCGUAGCCUUCCCUCUCGUCGGGGUGUCUGCAGCGCUUGAUGCUCUUGUAAAUAUUGCUGAUGGAAGAAUAAAUAUCCAUGUUCUAAUGGCUCUUGCUGCAUUUGCUUCUAUAUUUAUGGGAAACGCAUUGGAGGGUGGCCUGCUUCUUGCAAUGUUUAACUUGGCUCAUAUCGCUGAAGAGUAUUUUACAAGUAAGUCAAUGUUUGAUGUGAGGGAACUGAAGGAAAAUCAUCCUGAAUUUGCCCUGUUAUUAGAAACAAGUGGCGAAGAAUCUGUACAGUUUUCAAAUUUAAGUUACACCAAAGUUCCUGUGCAUGAUCUUGAAGUGGGUUCUCAUAUCUUGGUCAGAGCUGGCGAGGCUGUGCCUGUUGAUGGAGAAGUCUACCAAGGUUCAUCAACUGUCACAAUUGAACACCUAACUGGUGAAACAAAACCUCUAGAAAGGACAGUGGGAGAUGCCAUACCAGGCGGUGCCAGGAACUUGGAAGGAAUGAUGAUUGUAAAGGUGACCAAGUCAUGGGAGGAUUCAACACUCAACAGAAUUGUCCAGUUGACUGAAGAGGGCCAGCUAAUCAAGCCAAAGUUGCAAAGAUGGCUUGAUGAGUUUGGAGAGUACUAUAGCAGAGUUGUGGUGGCCCUUUCUUUGGCUGUUGUACUAUUGGGACCGUUACUCUUUAAGUGGCCCUUUUUUGGUAAUUCAGUUUGUAGGGGUUCAAUUUACCGUGGAUUAGGACUUAUGGUGGCUGCAUCUCCUUGUGCAUUGGCUGUAGCUCCAUUGGCAUAUGCAACUGCAAUCAGUUCUCUCGCUAGUAAGGGAAUUUUGUUGAAAGGUGGUCAUGUCUUAGAUGCUCUUUCAGCCUGUCAGUCUAUUGCUUUUGACAAGACAGGCACGUUAACAACUGGGAAGCUUACGUGCAAAGCAAUCGAGCCUAUCCAUGGACAUUUGGGUGUGACAAAUGGUCAUAAUGAUCCGUGUUGCACUCCAAACUGUGAAAGUGAAGCUCUAGCUGUUGCUGCAGCGAUGGAGAAAGGAACAACCCAUCCAAUUGGAAGGGCUGUUUUAGACCACUCUGUUGGAAAGGAGCUUCCAGCGGUUGCUGUAGAAAGUUUUGAAUGCUUACCUGGUAGGGGAGUUGCUGCAACUUUGAGUGGUGUAAAGGCUAGAAACAACGAAAAUGAGCUAUCUGAGGCGUCUAUUGGUUCUGUGGAUUAUAUUUCUUCACUAUACAGAUCUAAUGGUGAAUCAGAACAAAUAAAACAAGCAGUAAGAAGUUCUGCAUAUGGGCCUGAAUUUGUCCAAGCUGCUCUAUCUGUUGAUAAAAAGGUAACCCUUUUCCACUUUGAGGAUGAACCCCGUUCUGGUGUUUGUGAAGUUAUAUCUACCUUAAGAGAGAAGGCUAAACUCCGCAUCAUGAUGCUCACGGGAGACCAUGAAUCAAGCGCCCAGAGGGUUGCUAAAGCUGUUUGUAUUGAUGAAGUCCACUUCUCUUUAAAGCCAGAGGACAAAUUGAAUAAAGUAAAGGCAGUUUCAAGGGAGGGAGGUGGAGGUUUAAUAAUGGUCGGUGAUGGUAUAAAUGAUGCUCCAGCUCUUGCAGCUGCAACAGUCGGAAUGGUUCUAGCCCAACGUGCCAGUGCAACAGCAGUGGCUGUUGCAGAUGUUCUGUUGUUGCAGGAUAAUAUCUGUGGGGUGCCAUUCUGCAUUGCUAAGGCUCGCCAAACAACUUCACUGGUCAAACAAAGUGUGGCUCUGGCCUUAACAUGCAUUGUUUUUGCUGCGCUUCCUUCUGUCCUGGGAUUUCUUCCUCUUUGGUUGACGGUACUUCUUCAUGAAGGAGGAACCCUUCUAGUGUGCCUCAACUCAAUACGGGCCCUGAAUGCUCCGACAUGGUCCUUAGUAGACGACAUCCAGCAGCUCUUUGAUGGCCUAAGAAAUUAUUUCUCAUCCAAGUUCAAAAGCUCUUCAUCAAACUAUGUCACAAACACUGUUCCCUUGUAGAUACCAUGUACAGCAACGUUUAUCUUUUUUCCUUUUACCUUCUUUGUGUGGUACCGUCUGAAUUUGAAUUUAGAUGAGGGGUUCUAACCUAAUUUUUGUAGCCUGUACUCUUAUCUCCACCAUGUAAAGGAAGUAAUUUGGCUCCAUGUUGAGGUAAAAGUAAAAAACAGUGCCGAAAAUUGUCUGGCCCGUUUGUUAA